AUGUUCCAGCUGCCACUCGCGCAGAUCCUCUCCUUGUUCUCUCUCCUCAUGCCUCUGCCUCCUCGACGCUCUCAAUCGCGCACAACCCCCACCCGUGAAUACCCCACGCCGGUCGCGCGGCCCUUCCGCUUCUCUUCUGCCCAGCACGACAUGAGCUCGGAUCGCAGAGAUAGCAAGCUCUCUGAGCUUCUCUCUCACAAGCGCACCUCGUCGCUGCCACCUAAGAAGGACAACGGUGCUACCCGCGACCCGUUCACAGCGCAUCCCUCGGGCUCUGCGUCGUUCGUCACCUAUGAAGCCUCCGCCACCCCUGCUGCUUCAUCCUCCAUGUCUCCCGCCUCUCCGUCCAACCCACAGCAGAGCCCCCUAGCCGGCCCGCCAAAACGUGCGCGUGGGAGUAUGCUCCUCUCCUCGGGUAUCUCGCUCCCGUUUUCACGCCAGCGCAACAAGACCAAGAAAAUACGGCCGCCGCCACCGGCUACUCAAUUCAUGUUCUCGGAGGUGAUAGAGAUCUCUGCGCCUCCACCGCUGCCCCCAGAGGAGGAUGAGGACCGCGACCGCUUACGUGACGCGGCCGCACAGUCUAUAGGAUUCGACCCAGUCCUCCUGGAGGAUCGCGAGAGCGUCGAGAUCACGCUCCCGGUCCAGGUCGCGUUCCCCUUCGCCAACGCGUAUGCGGUCAGCGCGUCCGGCAGGCUCCCGCGCCGAGACACCUGCCGUGCGUACUCUACCGCCGUUCUCUACGAAUCGGGCGGCGCUCGCCCCAUGGAUCCAGCGUACUUCGCGAGUCUUCAGGCACUAUCCACCAACAUCGCUCUUGCUCUACGCUCUUUCGAAGCAGCGGAAGAGCCGCACUCUCGUCCUUACUUCCUCGCCAUGUCCGCCAUCUGGUCCGCCGACACAUACGACGUCAUUCUCCUCGCAGUCACAAUCCCCUUAUUCGACGCUUUCUUCGUCGUCACAGCCGCAACAUAUAGCGUGGUCUUCGUGGCUGACGAAGAGAUCGGUAGCCGGCGCGGUGUUGUGAAAGUGGGUGGAGUGGGAGGUGCAGAGAUAGCUCUGUCUAUGGCCGACCAAUCGGAGUGGAUUGACGCUAUCAAGCAAGCAGUGCUCAGCGAGAGAUCCGUACGUGCCGGCUUGGGUGCGCUGACCCACAGCAAUGGCUUAGAGCCUCGAGGAGAUCUGGACGUCAUGCUUUCGAUACGUGCGCAGGGCAUCUUCACCCCUCCCCCUCUUGCAACUCCUGUGACUUCAAUGUCGUCGGCUACAUUUCAUAACAUGACAGCUGGGGGGACCACGUCGUCACCUGUUCCUUUGUUGCAUUACAUAUCUCCCCAGCUCUCGUGCCCGCCCUUUGUUGCAGUCUCCGCGCUACGUGGCCUUUUCGGAGCAAACCGCCCUCGUUCGCCUUCCGCAGCGACCUUAGACACGAGCAUGAAUAGUGUCUGGACGGACAAGCUUGUUGAGCAUGCUCCGGUCAAGCAGCGUCUCUGGCGAGCGACCUCUUCACCGACUACCCCUCUCUCACUGACUACCCCUCUCUCACUGACUACUCCUAUCUCGUCCGUUUCAACCACAUCGCAAGUCGAGACCACCUCGCCAGUCGACCUUCCAAUACAGAUGAGCCUGAUCUCCCCUCCAGGGCCUGUACCUUCGCUCGACCAGAAGAUCUUGCAAGACCACGAUCGUGGCAGCCUGUUGCCGUCUAUCGGUCGAGACAGGAAUAUUGGCCUCGGGCUCACAGGCUUGAAUGGUGGGAGCCUCGACGCGCAUGUUGUGCGGUUUCACAGUGGCAGCAUUGGGGGCCAAGUCGCUUUUCGUCGGCCACCUCGACUACCGCUACAUCGAUACCCCCGGUACUCCCAAUCACUCCCCACCGUGCUCAUCCUCAACAAGGCUGACGUUGCACGUUUGGACGACCUCGCCCCCGAGCGUUGUGCAAUGGUGAGCGAGAUCAUCAACGCACAGGGUGUCAAAGACGCAUGUCUCUACAUCGCCCCCGCGGUGCGUCAUGUCCUAGGCUACGAUCCUGACGAGCUCGUCGGACACUCUCUUGCAAAGUUCUGUCACCCGGCGGAUUGUGUCUAUCUCAUGCCCGAGCUCAAGGAAGCGUCUGCUACCCCUGGACCCUCGUUGCUCAUUACCGGCCUCCCUUCAGCUCCCACAAGCACAUUGUCGGCGGCGGAUCCCAGCAGCCCCGAUACCUCGCCAAAUACCGAGGCUGUGUCUGGGUCCAAUGUUGAGGACACCUCCGCAUCAAGCCCAGUAUGGGUUGCAAGGUCAUCAUCCUCAGUGGGCGGCUCAGGAACAUGCCCUGCCUCGAGUGGGGGCCGAUCUCACACGCAGGAGGACUAUGUAGUCGCGCCCGCUCCUCCCGCCGCGUCCAGUCCCCUCAUGGGCACGCCCAAUGAAGAGUCAGAGGAUCGGCCGCCCGAGCGCAAAUUCUGGAGUCUGCUGAGCUCCAACGCUGUGUUCUCAGAGCGCUCCCUCUGGAUAAGCCAAACAGUCCGCAACGGAGAUGAGCCUUCCACAGCCGCCGAUCAGCGUCUUCGACGACUCGACGACAACGAGACCGACCUCGACCACUCAAGCAGUUGGCAAUAUGAGCUCCAGCAGCUUAAAUUUGAGAAUCGACGGCUCGUGGAUGAGGUCGCUUCCCUCGAAACUGGCAUCUCCAAGAGGUACCGCAAGAAUCAGACCUCGAUCGCUUUCGAGCCAUCGUCCAAUCUGAGCUCAGGUGUGGCCGCCGGCGUCAGCGUCGGCGGGACAAAGGAUGAACGUCGCCUAUGCGCCCCACUCGUAUCCGUUGUUGUCGUCCAGUAUGACUCCGUCAUGACAGCGUGUGAUGCGCUUCUCGAGCACCACGUCGACAUGAAGUUGAGGGGCAACAAGGUCACCGGGAUCUUGAACCGUCUCCAUGUCGCUGAGCCUAAGCCGCGCGAUAAUGUCGUUCGUGCGCUGUUCAUCCCGGACGCCAUCAAGGACCGCAAGAAGUAUGACAAAGAUGACUCAGAGUGUUGUCGCCUCGAGCGCGACAUCGAGGCUGAGGAGGGCGGCGCAGGUGUCUACAGCAGAGAGCUACUUGCUUGA
Molecule: messenger RNA, 3090 nt
Organism: Dichomitus squalens LYAD-421 SS1
Lineage: Eukaryota; Fungi; Basidiomycota; Agaricomycetes; Polyporales; Polyporaceae
Exons: 11
Coding region: 1-3090 (1029 amino acids)
Source: RefSeq, a predicted model, not a curated record